Messenger RNA from Juglans microcarpa x Juglans regia, 2012 nucleotides. RefSeq names its product stomatal closure-related actin-binding protein 1-like. Gene Ontology annotation, molecular function: actin binding. NCBI's taxonomy places the organism in Eukaryota, Viridiplantae, Streptophyta, Magnoliopsida, Fagales, Juglandaceae. Gene Ontology annotation, biological process: regulation of stomatal movement; actin filament organization. The record is from RefSeq and is a predicted model, not a curated record.
CUCUCUCUCUCUCUCCCUUGCUUUUUCAAAAAGCAACAAUCCAACGCCCUCUCUUUCUAUCUCUCUUUGUUUGCAUAUUCUCUUCCUACAGACUCUCUCUCUCUCUCUCGUUCUCUCUCUCUCCGUCAUCAUGCCUAGUGGAUGAUCGAGUUGAAGGGCUCUGCCGUGCAUCUGAUCCAUCCAAGAAUCUUCAAUUCUAAGCUCUCCAUUAUUUGUAUUCCCACUUAUUUUUCAUCAUCUAGUAGUUGGUCUGUCAUAAUGACGAGGGUGAGCCGUGAUUUUGGUGACACCAUGCAAAAAGAUGCCGUCCCGGCAGUAUCUGCGGAUGUGAUGUUUAAUUCUAGUCGUUUUCCAAAUUACAAAAUUGGAGCUAACAAUCAGAUUGUGGAGUCGAAGGAUGACCCUAAAGUACUAUCCAUGAAGGAAGUUGUCGCCCGUGAGACUGCACAACUGUUGGAACAACAGAAACGCCUCUCGGUUCGUGACCUCGCAAGUAAAUUUGAGAAGGGGUUGGCUGCUGCUGCUAAGUUGUCUGAAGAGAAUAGACUGAGGGAAGCAGCUUCAUUGGAGAAACACGUUCUUCUGAAGAAGCUUAGAGAUGCACUGGAAUCCCUAAAGGGGCGUGUGGCUGGUAGAAACAAGGAUGAUGUAGAGGAAGCUAUCUCUAUGGUGGAAGCUUUAGCAGUUCAGCUGACUCAAAGAGAAGGGGAGUUGCUACAAGAAAAGGCAGAAGUGAAGAAACUAGCAAAUUUUCUUAAGCAGGCUUCAGAAGAUGCUAAAAAACUGGUUGAUGAGGAAAGAGCUUUUGCUCGUGCUGAAAUUGAAACUGCCAGAGCAACAGUACAGAGAGUAGAAGAGGCUCUUCAGGAACAAGAACGUUUGUCUCGGGCUUCUGGAAAGCAGGACUUGGAAGAAUUGAUGAAGGAAGUUCAAGUGGCUAGACGAAUUAUAAUGCUGCAUCAGCCAAGCAAGGUUAUGGAUAUGGAACAUGAGCUUCGAGCAUUAAGAGCACAGCUUGCAGAGAAGUCUAAGCAUUCUCUUCUGCUUCAGAAAGAGCUGGCAAGGAGCAAGAGGGUUGUGGAGAAUGGUUCCCAGAUAUUUGAAUUAGAUGGGCAUGAAGCUUUAGGUUCAUACUUGAGGAUUCAACCUUGCUCUGAUAAUGCUCCAGAACUUUUUAAAUGCUCGAUUCAGUGGUAUCGUGUAUCAGCAGAAUUUGGAAAGAAGGAGCUUAUAUCUGGAGCUACCAAAUCCGUUUAUGCUCCUGAGCCUUUUGAUGUUGGAAGGAUCUUGCAAGCUGACAUUGUUUCAGAAGGACAGCAAAUCACAUUGACAACUGCUGGUCCUAUUGAUCCAGCUGCUGGUUUGGGAAGCUAUGUGGAGGCACUUGUACGGAAACAUGAUGUUGAAUUCAAUGUAGUUGUUACUCAAAUGAAUGGUGCAAAUUACCCAUCAGAAUCCAUUCAUGUGCUUCAUGUGGGAAAGAUGAGGAUAAAACUCUGUAAAGGAAAGACAACAAUUGCUAAAGAAUACUAUUCCUCUGCAAUGCAGCUAUGCGGAGUUAGAGGGGCUGGGAAUGCUGCAGCAGCAUUGUUUUGGCAAGCAAAGAAAGGACUUUCCUUUGUAAUAGCCUUUGAAUCGGAGAGACAAAGGAAUGCAGCUAUUUUGCUGGCCCGGAGGUUUGCUUUUGACUGUAAUAUCAUCCUAGCCGGACCAGAUGACAGAGCUCCUUUGGGAACCUAACUGACUUCCGAGGAUCGCGUUUUCACUAAGUUAUAAUUAUUUUGAGUUUUUCCGCAUAUCAUGUAUUAUAUGUUUGCAAUAGUAUAGUUGGCGUUGUAUAAUGGUGAGAUGGGGUUCCAUUUUUUGUUUUCUUUUGAUUCUUUUGAUCUUUUCUUCUCCAACAAGGCAUUUUUUUUAUUUGCCGUUGUCAACAAUCAUUUGAAGAAUGACUGCACUGCUGCUCAUUGUAAAAAUCUUUAACACAUUACUUGAGGUAUUGAAUGAUUGAUAUA